This is a messenger RNA of Serpula lacrymans var. lacrymans S7.9, 1409 nucleotides long. RefSeq lists its product as uncharacterized. Gene Ontology annotation, biological process: autophagy; autophagosome assembly. Bases 84 to 638 code for a protein of 184 amino acids. Gene Ontology annotation, cellular component: phagophore assembly site. The record is from RefSeq and is a predicted model, not a curated record. The transcript has 11 exons. NCBI's taxonomy places the organism in Eukaryota, Fungi, Basidiomycota, Agaricomycetes, Boletales, Serpulaceae.
AAGGGUUAGGGUUUGUAAUCUUCACAUGCUUGUCUUUACGACUCCGUCAGUUCCCCAGGCCAAGUUGUUAUCUUUCAAGGGAGAUGAACAAUAACCACCCUAUAGUUACUAUUGAUGUGGUCCUUGAUCGCCGCACUGCCAAAGAAGUUCUCCAUGCCAUCCUCCACUCUAUACUUUUCCACAGGCUGUUUGGGCUAGUAAAGCCUCAGAGUUUUGAAGUGCUUGAUGUUACCAUGCCGGGGGUGGUCGAUCAAGAGAUGGAGCAACUUGUGAACGACAAGGUAGAUAUCUUCUGGAAAGGUAUCGAAGGCGGUGUGAAUAAACGUGGCCAGAUACUCGUUAUUUUCUCGGAAAAGCGUCCAAAGAAGUCUUGGUUUCAGGUGUACAUGGGUGAAGAAGAGGUUCCUUGGGAGCAAUGGAUAAUCAACGCUGAAAUGAGACAGCCCAAGUCAGAUCGAGACCGACAGGAAUUUAAUGCUACGCUGGCAUCUACUCUUUCCAAAUCAUUACACGUCAUGCUCACGCAUACAUCAUCUGAACGUGGACGUACAGCGGUACCCCUAAUUACCAACUCUACCGGCAUCUCGCCAUUCCCCAUAAAGAUGGUUGUCAAAGUUGGUGGUGUGGAAAUUGGUUGAACACCUUCACCAAAGCGCUUAGGCAUAGCACAAUCGUAUUCGUCUUGUAAGGAGGCAUAUAUCUAUUUAUCACAAGGUAGUGUGAUGGGGAAUCAAGCUUCUUUUCCUUUCCCUUACUUUGAACAUGGAGUUUACUACUAGUCAAAUCUGGAAAAACGCGUAAACCACUCGUUGACUCCACGAGCGCAUUCUUCCUUGGACCACCCUAGAGAGACGAGGAUAGUUAGUUUCGACCCUGUCAAUCAUACGCUGUCAUGCCGCACGUUGUUGCUCGAUGUCUGGGUUGCCCCGAACAGAGAAACCGUGUUUAACACCAGCAAAUACCUGGAAAUAAUAUAGUGCCUUUCGUUCAACCAUAAUAUCUUCAGCUCGGCGACGCGAGGACAAAGGGAAAGUGUGGUCAUCCUCUGUAGAUUUAGCUUCAAUACUGGAAUACGGAGGCUGUGAAGCAGACAUUAAGAGUUUGUAAAGACAAGAUUCUAGGUUGACUCACUUUUCAAUUUCUCGAAAUGGCUCUCAUCCAAGAAUGCUGGUCUUACCAGCUUCGAUGAAAUCUGUUGCUGCCAAAUCCAUGACGAAAGGUUUACAUCUGUGCUAUGAAUGCUUACCCACAGCGCAGUACUUCGUAUUCUCAGUGCCUGCUCACAUCAAGCCAUUGCGGAAAUGCCUCUUUCGCAGGUGCCAAUUUCGAUUUUGCCCAAGCAUCCCUAUUGAAACCUGGUGGCUGAGUGGGGACUGUAUCACCAAAGAAAUAGUCUGGACCAAGCACAU